UAAACAAUCGUUUUGAUUGAUUGCUUUGCGUUGCUCAUCUAGCCGCAUGUGCAGUUUUUAAUUGAUAUAUUGAUUUUAAAUUAAUUUCUGAAUAUAGGCCACCGACAUAUUGUGAGAAAUCUCAAAAAUGGUUCGUGUAAUAACUCAGGAGACAUACGAUGAAGUGGUUCAGGAGAAUAUGGAAGAGUUCGAAAUGAGUCCUGAAGAAGCUGUCAGGGAAGCGAUAGCCCAGUUUCAAGCACAAGGAGUGGACCUGUCGAACAUAAUCAAGGAUCUGGUACUAAGCACAAAUGAUAAUCACCUAGUUUCAAUGACUGUCAGUGCAAUGAAAGAGCUGAUAGAUCGAAAUUAUGACGACGAAUGUAUGCUACAGGAGCUUGAAGCACUAAAAUUUGAAUGUGCCAAGGACCUAGCUCGCAGAAUGCGCGCAGCCAAAGAUGGUGCUUACAACAUCCUAAUUAAACUGCUUGAAGCAAGACUAAACUUAUACAUCGAGAAGGAGAGCGGUAACAACAAACUAUUUGUGCUCGAUCUUCUUAAAACAUUGUCUGUAUUCAUGGACACACAGCCUGAUCUGCUGGAUGAUAAAGGAUUGGAACUGAUAAAACGUGCACUGGAUACAAUAGUGGAUCGAGACAUCCUGAUAGCAACGUUAAAAUGGACCGCGACAUGCUGCGUGAAACAUGAAAUGAACAGGCAGAAAAUAUUCGCCAAAAAUAUUGUGGAGAAUCUCAAAAAUUUGGUGGAGACACGCAAGGACCCCAAGUUAACAUCAGCGUGUAUGCUGGUUGUGCGAAGACUGACCUUAGACGACGACAUUAGAGUCGAAUUUGGAAAAGCACACGACCAUGCCAAAGAGUUGGCGAUGAAACUGUUGAUUCCUCUCACGGAAAUGCUCAAUCAAAGCACAGAAUCAACAGACGCAACAGAAUGCCUCGACCUCCUAAAGACGAUAUCUCCGUUGCUCGUGCGCAACGAACUCUGCGCUUUGUGCGCGGAACACGGCGCCUGCGACGCCCUGUUCGAGGUCAUGGCGACCCAUCACGGCGACGCGGUGCUGCUGCUGCACGCUCUCAAACUAUUAACAGCUUUGGCUGGCAAUGACGACGUAAAGAGGCAGCUGGUUCAAGCCGGCAUUGCCCCUACAAUGGUCAGCGUAAUGAGAAUGCAUACAAGCAACGCUCAAGCGGCCGCGUUAGCUUUGAAAGCUAUAGCUGCGCUAACAUUGCGCGAACCAGUACACAGUUGCUUGUUCUUCGACAGUGGCGCCGCCCCGCUCGUCGUGGAUUUGAUGAAACUCCAUCCCAACGACCCCAGUGUUCAGAAAAACGCAUGCUGGGCCAUCCGCAACAUGGUCGGCCGGUACCGCGAACAAAACCGGGCGUUCCAUUUGCUCGGCGUCGAGGAACUGCUCAACCAAGCGUACGGCAAGUUCCAGAAGGACUUCGGCUUCGACAUCAAGGCCGCGUUGAGGGAUCUCGAGUGCGAUGUGAAAUUUGACGAACCGUGGCGUGGUACAGGGGCGGAAAUCGAGAAUUGAACAAGCCACCUUGUUUUCAACAGUGGGGACAACUAGAGAUUACGUUACGUAGACAAAGAGAGCUGUAGGCCAUGUCAUAUCUUCCAUUUCGCUCAUACAAGAUGUGCGUAUUAAAAAUACAUGAGAUGAUACGAGACAGAGUGUUUUGUCCCUUAUCACGAGUCCAGUGACUUUGUGUGAGAUUUGCCGUAUAGGGUCGGGAAUUUAUAUGGGAAUUUUCUAUCUCAACAGCUUACCGUUGUCUAGUUAUAUAUAGCUCUUGGUCUUUGCUUCGUCAUUUCUUUCGUUUCGCUCAUACAAGAGAAAUUAAUUAGACGAGAAGAAACGAGACAUCGUUAAUUUUUAUCUCAUUUGGCUACGCUGAUGUUCGUUUUUAGUUUUCUUUGUACUUGAGUUGAGUUACCGUGAGUUUUUUGCGAGAACCGACAACGUAUCGUCUAAAUUUAUAAUGAAAAUUAACAGCGCCUCUAAGCGCCUAAAAGGAACGAAUGUUCCAUAUACAUUUUUGAUGUUUACGAUACUAUUAUAUUCUUGCAAAAUCCUAUACUAACGCCAUUGAACGAAUUUCUGUACUUGAACUUUUUAUAUUUUUUCUCCUCCACUUCACGUGAUCUUCCGCGUCCAUAGUUGAGACCAUCGGCAUAUUUUUCUUCUAUUAAAGAAAUGUAUGUAAGGUGCCACUUUGGGGGACUUUUUUCUGGAUGAAUAAAUUAUGGAUGUAAUCCAUUUUUGUCUCUCGGAAUUUAGUAGGCAACUAGAGUAAUAUGUAAUGUAAAUGAAAUAUUUCAGUAUUAUCCUUUACACGGAUAAAAUUACAAUCUUAUUUGUCAACCUGAUGAUUUUUACUGUAUUUUUGUGGUUUUUAAAUUCUGUAAUAGGGAAAUAUUAUUGCAAUGUCAUUGCGCCAGAGAGCAGCACUCGCAUCUAGAGAAAACUAUAAUAGCUUAAGUCAUUUCGAUUCGCUGAUGCAAGAAAAAGAAAUGCAUAAUACAAAUACAAAACAAACGGGACAGAGCGCUGAUAUCUUUCACUCUUUGCAUUGGCAUGUCAUUACAGUAACAUUAAGUUUUGACAUUGACAAUCUUCCAAAUAAUGGCAAAUAUUAUUGAGUUGUGCGUCAUGGCAACGGGCGGAUCGCGUUGGUGGCGCCAUCUGUGGAAGCUAACGUAAUAUUUCCUAUUCGAUUUAAUGUACAUGUCUAGUUUAUUGUCCCUAAAUCUUUAUUUAUUAUUUAUUGACUUGAUGAACUUUUAAUUGAACUUUAAGAUUAGAUUGAAAUAACAUUUUAAAGAUCGAAUUUAAUACGAUAAUCAAAUAGUAUAUAAUCUUCAACAUUCCCAUGUAGACUAAUAGUAGAAAUAAACUAAAAUUGUAAUCAUUCAAAUUAUUCUAAAAAUUCUGUGUUCGGAGUAGAUACAAUAGCAUUUUCAUUGAAAUUAUUCAGUAGUAAUCAAUAAUCAAUAUAUCAUAUAUGUGUGUAGUCUGUUAUUAAUUCAAUACAUAAUAAUCGCAUUACAUAAUAUAAAUACGCGCUGUGUUCCGCACAGCGAAUUUUUUUUUUCAAUUUUGUGAUGUCACCCUUUUUGAGGGCUGGAUCCGCGCUUGAAUGAAUAUAAGGGCUUAAUAUAUUUUUGGAUAAACAGGGUAUAUAUUUUAUUCAGUGCACAAACGGCAAUAUGCUCGGUACAAUGAAUUCAACAACUUCCAUAUAAAAUAAAUAGCGAAAUGGCGAACAAUUUCAACUUUUCAUACUGGGCCACAUGUCAAAAAUGACACGAAUUUUUUGACAUGUGUCACAAAAAAAAUUACAUUUUUUGACAUCUAUUUCUUUUAAUAUUUACUCGUUUUCUUUAACCGUAUCCACUCUCAAAAUUUGUGCAGUAUAGAGAAAAUUACCCUGUAGAUAUUAUGUUGCCAAAUUGAUUACAAGUUAAUUCGCAUUUCUAUUAAGUGCAAGACUAAUAAGAACACUAUGAUCAUCGGGCUGAAGUAAGAUCUCAUUAUGUAUAUCUCAUAUGUAAUAUGUUUAACUUAUUGCCUUCUUGCUUUAUGCUGACAUUUUUUUAUAAUUUAUGGUGCUUAAAUAUAAAUCUUUGUAUAACAAUAAUUGUUGAAAGAAAUAAAAUCUUUGAAAUAACAAUAA
Messenger RNA from Plodia interpunctella (Indianmeal moth), 3683 nucleotides. RefSeq lists its product as uncharacterized. Gene Ontology annotation, biological process: hematopoietic progenitor cell differentiation. Gene Ontology annotation, molecular function: protein binding. Bases 128 to 1540 code for a protein of 470 amino acids. The record is from RefSeq and is a predicted model, not a curated record. The transcript has 9 exons. NCBI's taxonomy places the organism in Eukaryota, Metazoa, Arthropoda, Insecta, Lepidoptera, Pyralidae.